AUGGCAACCCUCCUAGCCGUGCCGGGCGCCCUCGUGCCGCGCGCACAUACCGCGCUAUCCGCGGCGGCGUUUGUCCUCGCCCUCACCGCGGCAUACCUUGGCGGGAUAUGGGAAGCUCUGUGCGAGAACAGCGUCGCCAAGUGGCCCGACGAAUGGUUCCCCUCCGUCUCCGCGACGAUCGGCGACCAUGCCGCCUCACGCGCACCCUUCCACAUCGCUAUCGCAUUAACCGCCUUUCCGCGUUUCGCCCUCCUCGCACUGCAAUGGGUCGCGCACCGGUACCCCCCUCGUGGGCGGGAGGCCGCGCACGCCCUCUCAAACGUCUCGAGCCCAACCUCAACAGCCCAUACUGGCUCGAGAGGGGCAUUACGGAACCGGAAACACGCUAAUGAUGAGGCAGGGCCCGUGCCGGAACAUGAGGAUGCCGUCGCGCCUGCAGGGUGGGCAGACGUCGAGGCCAUGUGUGGGCUCGGGCGGACGUUCUGCUGCGGAGGGUGGAUGUUUAUUACCUCGCGCGAUCAGCAUGACUUGCACGACCUGUUUAUGAUUGUCUAUCUUGUUCUCAAUGUGCCGUGGAUGGUGCUCUCGACGCUGCACUCUACGACGCAGCAGGCGCGUCGGUGGCGCACCAUCACUGCCGCAGGCUUCAUUCUCUCCAUCCCGCCACUCAUUUACUUCUUCAUCAAGCACAGCGUGCGCCGCAUCCCCGGCGCAUACACUCAAUACGCGUUCUUCGAAUGGGGUCUCGUGUUCUGGGACGUGGCGUUCGACGCCGGCUGCCUCUACGAGCUCGGCCACCUCCAGGUGCGCAUCGUGGACACGACCCGCGGCGACGAGCCGCACAAGGGCGCCAACGGCGGGCUAUACGUCGCACCUGUCCCCAAUUCACGUCCCCGCAUCGAGGAGGACUGGACCGCGCACCCGUCCCUGCCAAGCCGCCUCCCCAACCCCAUGUUCUUCGCGUACUUGAGCGACGUGUGGUUCGCAACCGUAUUCUGGACUCUCUUCACCGGCGUCAGCGUCCAGCUGUUCUACUGGAGCGUGUGGAGCCUCUCCCUCACGGGAAGUGAGCUUGCUGUCCUCAUCAACCUCACCCCGCACAUCAUGAGCCGGCGUAACUACCGCGCAUACGCCAUGUCGCGCGAGGGCCAGUUCUCGCACCGCGCUAUCAUGUGCGGCCUCGGGCUGGGAUGCUACGCGCUGCCCAGCGUGUCGGCGCGCUUCCUCUGCGUCGCGGGCGCGGUGUGGUGCGCUUGGUGCAUGUUCAUGGCCGACACGAUGCGCGUCCGUGGCUCACCCGAGAUGACCGCGCAGGCCAAAAUCUUCAUCACCGGCCUUCUCAUCUGCAUGCUCGGCAAGUACCUGUGCCACUCGAACAACCCGUUCUGGGCGAUCGUGAACGAAGACAGCGGGGGAUGGAACAAGACUGGCCUGCUCCUCUCCGCCAUCGCCCUUGCUGAGUACUACUACCGGCCGAACAGCCUCUUCCCCGCACCUCCAGUCAGCGCGACGCUCAAGGACAAGCCCGAGCCCGCCGAUGUGGUCACGACGCGUGGGCAGCGCUACGCCAUCACUCUCGGUCUCGGCGCCCUCAUCCACCUCCUCCAGACCUUCGUCUGUGAUCCGGGAACGAUCAUUGCCUGGGCCUGGACCGGAUACCCAGCCACGGGUCCCAUGCUCCACCCGUGGGGAGGCGUCACCAUGGCCGUGGCGACGGCCGGCGCGCUGGUCGGCUUUGACGCCUUGUCCCCGGCCACAUGGCUCAUUCCCUUCCCCGCGGCGGCGGCACUCUUCCGUCAAGACUGGGUUGGGUACGCUGGUGGCCUCGUGCUCGUGUUCUACCUGGUGGCGAUCGUUCCGACACUCUUCCGGGCCGCUUCAGCCCUCCCUCCCUCGGCAUGGGGUUACGCGGGCGCGUGGCUCGCGUUCCUCGACGUUGCGUCAGUCUUCACGGUCGCGUACGCGUUCGUGCCGUUCGGCUGGAUCCUGCGCGAGAGAAGCGAUCUCAUCAUGGCCAUGCUUCUCGUCCCAUUGCCGUUCGCCCUGAGCGCUGCUCGUGCUCUCCAGCCUUCCCUCCCCGGCCGCAACGCCCUGCAACCCCGCAGCGCCGCGCGCGUGCGCAACGUUGGGCGCUGGAGCGCCAUUGCAGCCGUCUUCCUGGGAAUCGGCGGCCUACUCACAGGCUUUGAGCGCGCAGCCGUCUCGGCCGGCCCCGAGAACCGUCCAACACCCUACUUCCCAGAGCACAACAUCUUUACCGGCGGCAUCUACACGGUGCACUUUGGCAUCGAUGAGCCGGGGCGGGACAGCCAGCGCCGUAUCGCGUCCCUCGUCGAAGAGAUGCAGGUCGACGUGCUGGGUCUGCUCGAGACUGACCUCCACCGUUUCGUCUACGGCAACCGCGACCUCACGCGCUACAUGGCCGAGGAGCUGGGGUACUAUGUCGACAUAGGCCCUGGACCAAACCAGCACACAUGGGGCGCCGCGCUGCUCUCCAAAUUCCCCAUUCUGAACAGCACACACCACCUCCUGCCCUCACCGCAUGGCGAGCUGGCGCCUGCAAUCCACGCUACUUUGGAUAUACACGGCCAGCGCGUUGACGUGAUCGUCUCGCAUAAUGGACAAGAGGAGGACCCGCUCGACCGCGAGCUGCAAACCCGCGCACUCGCGGAUAUGCUCCAUCUUACGGGCGACACGCCGACAGUGUUCCUGGGGUAUCUGGUGACGCGCAUUGGCGCUGAGCCGCCCAACCCCUACGGCCUGCUGUUCAACGACCACUCUGGCCUGAUCGACGUCGAGACUCUCGACCGCUGGCGCUGGUGCGAGUACAUUGGUUUCCGUGGACUGUGGCGCAUCGCCUUCGCCCGCCUCGAACACGGCACCGUGACCGACACCGAGCUCCAGGUGGCAAAGUUCAUUCUCCCCCUCCCAGGCCAGAAAGUCAAGUACGCGCCCGAGGGCCAGCUGUACUGGCACAUUGCCGAGAACGACAUCCCCGAGCCUUGGCGCAUGCCAAAGCAGUUCAGGGACAAGGGCGUGCGUGGACACGUGUACCGGAUCUGGGACGGGCCCCUUUACUACCUCCCGCCUUUGCAUAGUGGUGUGCGCGCUUACGGCCUGGACAACCGCACGGACUGGCCGCCAGCCGAAGCAGAGGCAGAUAUGCAGAUUGCGCGCGAGCAGGGCACGGCGGUCGAGUAG
This is a messenger RNA of Cutaneotrichosporon cavernicola, 3201 nucleotides long. RefSeq lists its product as uncharacterized. The record is from RefSeq and is a predicted model, not a curated record. Gene Ontology annotation, biological process: fungal-type cell wall organization; GPI anchor biosynthetic process. Gene Ontology annotation, molecular function: catalytic activity. Gene Ontology annotation, cellular component: endoplasmic reticulum. The transcript has 6 exons. NCBI's taxonomy places the organism in Eukaryota, Fungi, Basidiomycota, Tremellomycetes, Trichosporonales, Trichosporonaceae. The coding region runs from base 1 to 3201 and encodes 1066 amino acids.